AGGAGGCGAUUUGCUAUUGGGUAAUCACAUCAUGAGCUAAGAACCAAUCACACACUGUAUCCAAGAGGAAUGGACCCACUGAGAUUAAGUCAUGGGUUUUGAAUGCAUGAUUGCUGAGGUAGGUGCUGCUCAACAACUGGUGCAUGAUUGUAUAUUUACAUGCUGUAUUGUAGAUUACAAAUUACUGUUAAAGUGGUAAGUAUUUAAAAAGCCCAACAGCAUUUGAUAAUCUAACAAAAGCACUGCAGUGUAAUGUUAGAGCCCUCUACAGAUCAAAAGCACUCACUGAGCCCAGAUGAAGGACAGGAAAUGGGUGAGGAAGCCCUUCAGCAUGGAUGUUUGUCUCCAUGGAUACACCACAACAAGUCAGCAUGAGAAGGCAGAGAUUUGGCAGAACUUAAAGAAGUGUUUUUUAUGUUUUUUAUGUUUGGAUUUCCCAGCUCCUAAACGUGUUGAUCCUGAGCCAUGUGUGACGUGUACAGAGUUUCCUCCUCUGUCAAAGUGGAGCAGAUGGAGGCAGAUCUGUCGCGUCAACUCUCAGCACUCAGGGCGGAAAUUGAGGAGAAUGGAUUUCCUCGAGGAGCAGUGACCUCCAGAUGUUACAGCUCUGUUACACCUCCAAAAGAGAUUUCCUUCUUCCAUGUGGAGAGGGAACAUGCACUGAGGAGAGGGCUUCAGGUGGCUGAAGCUUUGCCGGUUCAGUCUCCGGCUGACAUCAUGCAGAGAGAGCUGGAUAGUUGCUUGAGUUUAGAGUACACUCCUGACAGUCUGCCUCCACUACUGCACCAGUUCUACACCGACAGAUCAUAUCACCUGGCUCAGAUCAAAUAUCUGCUCAUGCUGAGAUGGAGGAGAUUCUGCCGCCACACCAGCGUCAUUGAGAAGCUUUAUCCUCAUUACAAGGAUCAGGUGUCAUGUUUGACGAGUGAGUACGAGGACGCCGUUCAGAGGGCUCGCAGACUGUCGGCGAGCAGAGAGAAGGUCCUGACCGGCCAAGGAAGCCCCGCCAACAUGCUCACUCAGGACGAUGUGGUCAUUUAUCUGCGGUGGCUGGUCUGCCAUCUGCACUCUGUUCAGACCAUUCACAACUUCCUCAGGGUGCUGCACUACAUACCAGCUUGUGAAAGAAAAGAUAAAGAACCACAACCAAAGGUUCAUGAGGAAACUUCUCAUGUUGACGGUAUAUCAGGACUGGCUGGUAACGUUCCCCUGCACACUGUUAACCUGGAGGAGUUUCUACCUGAGCUGCAGUCUUUGAUCGCUCAUUUCCACCUGUCCUAUGACACUCGUAAACUCAGGACCACUGCAGACGAGAUGGAGUUAUUCAGCAUGGUGUGGAGGGAGUUCAGAACGAUUUUCAGACAACAAGAGGAAAUGAAAACGUUUCCUCAGUACGACGGUUCAGAGGUCAAAGAGAGCCAGUGGGGGAGGAAGAGUGCGAGGCUGGCUCUUGGGAAAGAGGCCAACUGGAUCCCCUUCAUUCAGGUGAAACCCAAACCAGAUCCGUGGCAGCAGAAGCUCGUCACAAAGCUGAAGGAAAAGAAAUCUAUUGAUGAGCUGCUGAAGAUGCACAGCAGAUUUCUUCAGGUCCCUGAUCUGCUCCAUGUGGCUGCGGCUAUUAAAGAACACGCCGCUCAUGUUGCUGACUUACAAUCAGCUCCGACCUCAUCGGUCUCACAAAGCACUAAGACAAAACGACAAAAGAUCUCCGAGAUCUGGACGAGUAUUUACAGCGCUGCCUCUCUCACCCAGGCAUGUAUCAUCCACUUUUCUGCUUAA
Sebastes umbrosus (honeycomb rockfish) is the source of this 1779-nucleotide messenger RNA. RefSeq lists its product as uncharacterized. The record is from RefSeq and is a predicted model, not a curated record. The transcript is spliced from 10 exons. Lineage: Eukaryota; Metazoa; Chordata; Actinopteri; Perciformes; Sebastidae. Bases 466 to 1779 code for a protein of 437 amino acids.